Molecule: messenger RNA, 3330 nt
Organism: Ooceraea biroi (clonal raider ant)
Lineage: Eukaryota; Metazoa; Arthropoda; Insecta; Hymenoptera; Formicidae
Gene: tow
Product: target of wingless
Source: RefSeq, a predicted model, not a curated record
GCCGGGCCAGCGAGGAGGGUGGUGUCGCUCGCGCGUUCGUGUCCCUUCGCGUCCCGCCGUUACGUGCAUAUACGUACUAGUCGCACGCGUGUACGCGCGUGAGGACGCGGGACGCGCGUUGUGCCGCAGUUACCGCAGCGAUACCCGCGAGUGGGAACGACGAUAAGGAGCAGCGAACGAGCAUCCGUUGGCCCCGUCAUUGUCCGUGCGGGGAAGCGAGUGUCGGAUCCGAUAGUCGGGCCUUGCCACCAUCGGACCAGAAGACGUUCAUUCAGAUAGACGUCAAGCCGGUGGAUACCGUCGGCAGUGGAUCAACGCGCUGGAGUCUGUUGCUCACCCGUUGCCACGUACGUUGAAGCCGACGAUUCAUCAAGCACGACUUCCAAGCGGCCCGUGAACUCUCCCGGGUAACGUUCGUCUGCGGAGAUCCGGGGUGAACCGCGUCAGGAUUUAAGAGCGACGUUAUUUGCCGAGGGUCUCAUCGAAGAAGAAGACGCACGGUUGGAGUUGUCGCCACGGUCGUCUUAAAUUGCGAGAAAUGGAGCGACCCUCGCGGAUUAUCAGCCUCGAGCACCUCGGACUUUGGUAGAGGCUAAUCCGCGCGUCCUCGGAGACAACCCGGGAUUAUCCUCGGCGGCGCUAUCGUCCAGCCGCGCGGCGGAACGGAUGUGCAGACGAUCGAAACGGGAGAAUGCCCGGCUGGUCGCGCUGGACAUGGGAUAGGUGAUGAUACCGCGCGUGAUGUCAACGACGGGGCGGUAGAUCGGGAGCGAACGAACGCAAGAUGGAUUGGACACCUCGGAUCAGCUAGCCAGGAACGACGAAGGCAGUUGUGCGGUCGCCAGCCAAUCGCCAACGGGACUAAAGAGUUUCCGUUCCGUGAGCAGCAUAUCUCUCUUUCUUCGAUCGGAUCUUCGUGUUUCCUGAAAGACUGUCCGUGUUCGCCCAGUUUUUCUUGCGGAAGACGUUCUGUGCUGCCUAAUCUACGUGAGGGAAAUGACAUGUGCGUAGCAACGGAAAUAGGUCGAUGAAUCUGUGUAAAUUGGGACGCAUCGAUUUCCUCCCGCAAGAUCGAUGACGACAAUGAUGCGAACGCCAGCCGACAUAGUGCGAUAAAGUGAUUGAUUCGUGUUGCGGACGCGUAAUAGACUUGGUGAUGCAAAGUGAGGUCAGUGUUAUUACUGCAUGAAGACGUAAGAGGACAGAAUGGGUUGUGGACAGAGCAAGAUUGGCAACAUCUAUCCAAAGAACAAAAAGAACAAGAACAAUAGUGCGAAGAAAAACGCUGACUCUAUUCGUAGCGCAUCGUCCGUAGAGCAGAAAAACGGAAAUGGCAACGUCAAGGGCAACAAGACGAAUAACAACGGUGUCGAGGUGAACAGAAACGAGGACCAGAAUGGCGACGUCGAUGCCAAGGGACAAGCAAAGAAGAAAUCGACCGCGCCUGGAGGAGGACCUCUAUUACAACAAGCAGAGAUAUCCACUAGCCAGCUGGAUUUCUUCAAAAUGCUUGACGAGAAAAUCGAGAAUGGUCCAGAUUAUGACGAGAGUCUCGAUACGACCAAUCGUGCUGAGCGGGUGUCCAGCUUACUGCGUCGUUGGGAGCUGGCCAGUGUGACCUGGUCCAGCGUCUCCGAUUUGAACAAUACAUCGUCGCUGUCUAGUCAGAAAGGCCGCGCUUCAGUUCUGAGCAGUUCUCGGCAGAGUCUCAGUGCUAAGGAUCGCGAGGGCAUGAGAAAUAUAAUAGGCGGCAGACCGGAAAGUGCGCCGAUCUUCGUGCGUAACCGGGUAGACGGAUUGCAGGACAGUCACCAUUGUCCGUCACCGACUAUGAUGCGGCGGCAUGCGCUCGAAUCUAUCACGCAGAGCCCAACACAGAGUGUGAAAACGACCACCCCGCCAAGCUGUACGUCGCCGAUCGGGUCGCGCUACGUUCACGACAGUUACGGCAAGGAAUGUUCGGCUGUAACUGAACAGCAGCAGCAGCCGAAGAAGUGUCACUACGUCGGCCAGAAUCCAAUGAACGGCGAAUAUGUGGCGCAGCAGGCGCUCUACCGCGAGCAGUACCUCCAGCAGACCGGCAUAAUCACCAUGGGGCCUCCGUAUUCACCUGGCUCAGCCGGUGGCAAUGUGCUCAGGAACAAUCCGUACGUUCAGCACUUUCAGAUCGCCGCGAAUCCCCAGCACUUUGCUACGCCUGCGAGAAGACGAGGCUUUAAUACCGUGCAGAUGACGUGACCAGAGUGGGAGCAGCGAUCGACGAGAUAAGACUGAACUCCGUGGAGAGAGCCGAGAGACGAAGCUGACCCUGACGAGGAUGGUCGGCGCGUUGAAGGGAAUAGUAGAGAGCUUCCUGAUCUGACUCAUAGAACAGAAAGAAAAGAGAGAAAGAGAGAGAAGAGGGAAAGAAGACGAAAGGGAAGGCUGGAAGAAUAAUAAGGAUAGUGACUGCAGUGUGAAUUGUACUCUGUGUUCCUUAAAGCUCUCGACACUUUCUUUCGAUAUCAAGUUCGACAAAAUUCAAAAAGCCGGAAGCGCACACACGGUGGACGAAGGCCUAAGCGUGUGUCGCCUGACGGUCGACGAGGGAACGAAGGUGGUAGCGCGAUGGACUCGCGUGCACGGAAUACGAAGUUUUCGCUACAAGUGCCAAAAAAUAUCACGCGAAUUCGAUUCGAGUCGACGCGAAUGAAAAAGAUCUUUGCUAUCCGCCUGAUGAAGCAGUGCUCCGUUUCUCCGCAUGAUCGUCUGGAGGAAACGAUUCUCGAUGUACGUAGGAUACAACACCAUACGAUUUCCCUUUUCUCUUCAGAUCGGUGACGUUGCGUCCACGUCUCCACCAGCGUGGACACGGAAGCGUGCGCGAAUUCUGUCGUCUGUAACAUUUUGUAAUAAUAAUUAUAUUACGGAGGGUUUGGGAAACAUAUAUGCAUAUAUGUACGUAUGUAUGUAUGUAUGUGUGUAUGUAUGUAUGUAUGUAUGAAAGUAUGAAAGACAUAUCUAAAGACGAACAAAAUAAGAGACCGAGAUGAAAGAUUCUUAAUUGUACAACCAUGUAUAGAUUCGCUAAAUGUACAUUGUACGGAUACAUCUAACUUAAUGUGAUGACUGUAUAUUUAUAUGUUGAUCAUGUUUAAAGUUAAACGAUAUAUAUAUAUGACAUAGUUGAUGAUGAGAGUUUUAUAUUUCAUGUUACGAUUACGCUCUAUAUACACUAUGGGAUAUAUACAUAAUCAAACUUGCUGCAUCACUCUCGAACUGUCGAUCUAAACUUUUCGUUCUGUUGAACAAUCCUCUUUUUUUACAAAUAAAUUCACACUUUCUCCCUAA